Nezara viridula (southern green stink bug) is the source of this 1242-nucleotide messenger RNA. Lineage: Eukaryota; Metazoa; Arthropoda; Insecta; Hemiptera; Pentatomidae. The record is from the annotation of a GenBank genome assembly.
AUGGAUCAUGUUAAUGUAAUAUUUGAGCGUGACCCUUUAGCUCUUGAUGACGAAUUCAGCAAUGAAUCAACGCAACAAUCUGAAGAUAACCUGUAUUGUUGCCAGGUAUGUAACAUGAUUUUGAUAGGUUUUCAUAAGUAUACACCCGAAGAACAAGCAGAAAUAAUACGAAAAGGUAGACCUGUACCUCAGCUGGAUAAUUUAGUCAUCACUACUAGCACUGGUAAGAAAUCAUUCUGUUCGAAGCGCUACGAAUAUGAUGAAUGGUUGACUGGAUGUAAACAGAGAUCUAAAUUGUAUUGUUGGCCUUGCCUUUUAUUCUCUGAGAGAAUUGACCCCUGGACGACCACAGGAAUAUCUGAUAUAAAUAACUUAGCUUGUUCGACCAAGAGCCACUCUACUUGGGAUAUUCACAUCGAUGCAAUGUUUAAGUGGAAAACGUUUGGUAAAACAUCGCCAAACAUUGGUGGGGACGAUGAAGAGUUUUCAGACCAUGAAGAAUCCGAUCAAAUUUUGAAGGAAGAAGAGAUAAUGAAGAAUCGAAAAAUUAUAAAAAAGUUUGUCCACAUCGUCUGCUUCCUUGGCGUUCAUGAAUUGUGCUUGUCGGAAGAGGAAAGGGACGACCUGAAGGAUCCCAUUGAUCAAAUGAAUGAAGUAUCCGCCAAAAGGAAAAAAGAUAUCGGUACUCAAGAGACAUAUUCCUCCGAAUCAUGUGAGCUAAUUUUCCAAAAUGUUCUGUCCAAUAUUAUCACUCAAUUAAAUGCUAGAUUUAGCGAUCUGUGGAAAACGAAAUUUAUUUCACUCAUUACCAAUUCCGAAAAUAGCAAAUUAAACACUAUCCAUCUAGGAAACCUAUAUUUACCAUUUAAAGAAUCAUUCGACAUGCCAUUGCUUGUUACGGAGCUGAGUGUGCUCGGAGAAUCGAAAGCUAUCAAGAAAACAAAUCAAAAAGAAAUACUUAAGACUUUGCGAACUAUGGAUUUAUCUUCCACCUUUCCACAGACAACGAAGCUCUGUGAGCUCUCCACGGCUCUCCCGAUCACAGAAGGGAAGUCCACUUUGGAGCGUGUUGAGAAUUACAUCCAAACAACAUCUCUUAAGCACAGGCUAUCAAUAAUGGCCGUUCUCAAAAUUGAAAAAGCAUUUAUUCUCGAACUUUCGAAAAACCCAAAAUUUUAUGAUAAGAUAAUAGAAGAACUUUCAGAUAAAGAACCUUUCAUCCCGCUGAUUCAUAAUCUAUAA